Molecule: messenger RNA, 631 nt
Organism: Acyrthosiphon pisum (pea aphid)
Lineage: Eukaryota; Metazoa; Arthropoda; Insecta; Hemiptera; Aphididae
Exons: 4
Coding region: 1-555 (184 amino acids)
Source: RefSeq, a predicted model, not a curated record
AUGAAACUCCUCAAGGAACAGUUUAACAUUGAAGGAGCUUUGAAGUUUCUCAUAAAAUCUCAAGUUCAAAUGGCUCAAAAGUUUGAGAUUAUAGAAAAUAACCAAAAACAAAUUUUAUUUUUAGUAAAUAAAAAUAUGACUGAUGCUCCAGCAGACAAAAAUUGGAAUAUUGAAUUUUCAACCACUUUUCCACUUCAAGAUAUUCAAUCUCUAAAUGAAAUAGAACAACGUUUAAUAACGGAUAUUGAAUUUAAAGAAAAAUUGGCAAACAGGAUCAGCAGUUUUAGAGGGUUAGAUUACAGCACAUUUAUCAAGUCAUCUUUAGAUAAUAUAUUCAGUGACAAAAUAGGUGUAUUAAUUUCCUUCACUGGUAGAAAACCAUCAAACACGGUUGAAAAAAAGUAUGCAAUGAAGAGUUCACUGCUGUAUAAACUUAUUUGUGAUGUUGGUCGAAGUCGUUACAAAAACUUUUCCGAUGAAAAAGCUGAGAAAGUCACUAGUAGCUGGUUACGUCAUUCAAUAGACCGUCUUAAACGUACAGCGGCACUAACAUAAUAACAAAGUGGUAUUCUUACUUUAUUUUUAUAUUUUAUUAAUUUUGAAAUUUGUAUAAGAAUUUGUUUAAUAUUAU